Cimex lectularius (bed bug) is the source of this 962-nucleotide messenger RNA. RefSeq names its product cytochrome c oxidase subunit 6B1-like. Gene Ontology annotation, cellular component: mitochondrion; respiratory chain complex IV. Bases 60 to 542 code for a protein of 160 amino acids. The transcript has 2 exons. The record is from RefSeq and is a predicted model, not a curated record. NCBI's taxonomy places the organism in Eukaryota, Metazoa, Arthropoda, Insecta, Hemiptera, Cimicidae.
AUAACAUAGCAUGCAGACAUAACACGUAAUAUUUAAAAAACAAAAAAACCAUAGGACAAAUGACUGAAGUAGACAUUGACGGAAUGCUCUGUGAGCCCAAAAUCAAGCAGCAUCAAGAGGCUGAAGAGCAAGGUGGCAUAUGCCCCCCUGAUUCUAGAUUUUUACAUCAAAACAAACCCAAAUGGUGCUACGCGAUGUUUGAAGAUUACGAAAGAUGUCUUAAACAUAACUCCAACAAAAAGACCUGCCAAUACUUUUUCAGCAUCUACAACCAAUAUUGCCCAAAAGCAUGGGUUGAACAGUGGGAAGAACAAGUUGAAAAAGGGAUUUUUCCAAGAGACCUGACAAAAGAAAUGGGAAGGGAAUUUCAACUACGAGGAUAUAUGAACCCUCAGGGUGCCGGUGUUUUUGGAAAAACAACCAUUUAUAGUGUCCAGUUCAACAGGGUUCCGCCACACAGACCUGACAAAAACAGCACUAUAUUCAACACGCUAAGAUGUACUCAUGGAGUUUGUAAGUUUUUUGUAUUGUAUUGGAGUUAGGGAUACCCGUUAUGCUCAACAUGUCUCUUUGACUUAGAACACAUGAUAAUGUACUACAAAAAUUUUAUUCUCACAGAACUAAUUCUUAACUAACUUUCAAUGUCAUAUACAGAGGUGUAGAGAAGCUAUUCAAUUACAAAUAUCUGUUGGCUGCGGAGAACAAUAACAUUUAUAAAACCCUCCUUAAAUAUAUGCUCAACACAGACUUGUCAUUUUAAAUUGAAGAGUGUAAUUGUUAAAAAAAAAGUAAAUAAGGAAGAAAUUAAGAAAAAAGAUGACAAGAAAAAGAAAGAAAGAAAAGAGACAGAGCCCUGACUAAUCCCUACAAUAGAGUUACAACCAACUGGUAAUAACAAAGGCCAAAAGGAAAAAAAUUCAGGGCUCCUGGAUUCGAACUCGGGGUCUUUUACCUUACAGUGA